This is a messenger RNA of Mesocricetus auratus (golden hamster), 4042 nucleotides long. Its product is annotated as zinc finger protein 41. Gene Ontology annotation, biological process: regulation of transcription by RNA polymerase II. Lineage: Eukaryota; Metazoa; Chordata; Mammalia; Rodentia; Cricetidae. Bases 372 to 965 code for a protein of 197 amino acids. Gene Ontology annotation, molecular function: RNA polymerase II cis-regulatory region sequence-specific DNA binding; DNA-binding transcription factor activity, RNA polymerase II-specific. The record is from RefSeq and is a predicted model, not a curated record. The transcript has 4 exons.
ACCGAGAGGCCGGGCUGUUAGAGCGGCACCAGAGGGGGCGGGCGCCUUGAGGCGCGGGAGAGGCUGGAGUAGCGGGCUCAAGGGGGGAUUGUAACCGUCGCCCGCCAGCCCGCCAGCCCGCCCGCGCAGACGUCUGCGUUCGGCACCCACCAGGCACCUUCUGCAUGCGCGCUCCAAGUCCUCGGCCCGAAGAAGGAAGAAGUGAGAGGACGGUGCUUCUGUCUGCUUGGUGCCAGAAUGGAGCUUCGUAAGCAGGGCGUGGUGAGCUGUCCCUGACAGAGUAAAGUCUCAACCAAGAAGCCGGCUGCCGCUGGCUGGGAGCCUUAGCCUUCCCUGGCUCCCAGGGUGGUUCCCACUUCCAAGGAGCAGCGAUGGAAAAGCCUGCAGGCAGGAAGAAGAAGACACAGGCCCCAAAGGAGGAGAGUGUGCAGAAGGCCGCUGUCAAAGGAGAGAAAGCCCCACGGGGGAAGAAGCCCAGCAAGAGGUCAGCCAAGCCCCGGAAGCCCCGCAAACAGACUGUCCUGAGCCCUGAAGACGAGGCACACAUCUUUGAUGCCUUUGACGCCUCCUUUAAAGAUGACUUUGAGGGUGUCCCUGUGUUUGUUCCUUUUCAGAGGAAGAAGCCCUACGAGUGUGGUGAAUGUGGCCGGAUCUUUAAACACAAAACAGACCACAUUCGCCACCAGAGAGUCCACACUGGAGAGAAGCCCUUCAAGUGUGACCAGUGCGGGAAGACCUUCAGACACAGCUCAGAUGUCACCAAACAUCUGAGAAUUCACACCGGUGAGAAGCCCUUUAAAUGUGGGGAGUGCGGAAAGGCCUUCAACUGUGGCUCCAAUCUUCUGAAACACCAGAAAAUGCACACUGGAGAGAAGCCGUAUGGCUGUGAGGAGUGUGGGAAAUCCUUCGCCUACAGCUCCUGCCUCAUCCGGCAUCGGAAGCGUCAUCCGAGGAAGAAGCACUGAGCAGGGCGGGCAGCCUCCAACUGCGGAUCUUUGUCAGAUGUCAGAUGUUGGUCUCGAUUUCCUCUGCAGUCAUCAAAAGGAAAAUCUGCCCGUCAGACAUGAGGGCCCACAGAGGCCUUCUGCCCCGUGAGUCUGCACUUGGUGGGAACACGGUGCUUCUGGGGGCUUCCUGCACCUCCAGCCAUUUUCCAGACUACUUCAUUCUACUCAGGACCGUCUUUGCAACAGCUUUGGGUCAUCGAGAACUUACAGCUAAAGAGACACCCCUGUUUGUGGUGAUAUAUUAUUGACGAUUAAAACUUGCCUGGGGAUUCAGAAAGCAAAGGCAGCCUCAAGCAUCAGGCAGUGAUGGUACACACCUUUUAUCCCAGGACUCAGGAUUAAGAGGUAGAUGGAUCUGAGUCCAAGACCACCCUGGGCUACCAGAGAGUGAAUCAGAGCUCAUACCUUUAAUCCCAGCAUUUUAGAGGUAUAAAAGGUAGAAGUUUUCAGUCGGAGAGUUAGUCUCUGGCCACGUUGAAGAGGACAUAGCAGUCUGAAUGAAUCUGAGGAGCUGUAAAGUCGGGAACAGUCUGAGUCGCCCCUUUGGUCUGAGCUGAGGUAGAGGUAAGAGCUAGUGGCCAACUGCUUUGCUUUUCCGAUCUUCAGCUUGAAGCUUGAACCCCAGCGUCUGUCUUGUCUCUGGGUCCUUUUCUGCUACACCUGCUGGCGAGGGCCACUGCCUCCCUCUGCUUCCUCUGCCUGCACCAUCCGCUAUGCAUGUCAGCUCUUUUGAAGGCUUCUGGCUCUGGAUACCCAGCCCCAUCCAGCCUUCUAGGGGCAAGGAGCCCUGAGGUGGAUGGCAGGCGGCACUCUGACCAGCUCUGAGGACCCAGGUCCCCUUGCUCAUCUCUGUGCAGCCUUCAGUGAUCCUGAAAUUCCUCUCCUCUGGCUGACCAGCAGUCUCUGAGCUCAGCGCAGUGCCUGAAACUGGACUGCACUGUUAUCCUUGUCCCAGCCACCAUCGUGACAAGUAGCCUGGACCCACCCAAGUGGCCUCAGUGGACGUCACCCUGUCGUAGUGGUAGAUUGUUUAGACUAGGUCUUGUGACUCCGGGGUGUCAGCAGCAGCUUCUGUCCGCUGUGCCGUCAGAAACAACUGCGGCCCUGCCCCAUGGCAGCCUGCCAUUCAGGACAGGGCCCACACACAGAAUGCCAUGUAGAAUGCCAAAUACUCACCUCAGGUUGGCCCUGGAAGACACCUGCAGCAGUGCCUGGGUGGCAGAGUCCAGUCAUCCCUCCAGCAGACAGGCGGCCAGUGCAGAUCUCCCCAGCAAGAAGCUCAGAGAAGUCAAGAUAGUCAGGUCUACUUCCACCACAGGGCCCUGCAGAUGCCCACUGGGCCAUGCACCAGGGAGGCUGUCAUCACAGAAUCCAUUGGCAACAGGGAAGCUGUAGGUGGAUGAGCUCAAGGAGGCCUUUUGAACGCCAUGUGGUAACUACAGGGCACUCUUGACUUGUGCCUACCCUGAAGUUAAGAUGGCCACGUCACAUCAUUCACAAGUGACCAUUAGUUCUAGCUCACUGGAAAGUCCCCAGCACCAGCUCUUUACUUCAGUGAAACAUGAUGAACAGCCACUUGGCUAAAAGUAAAUGUUCAGAACCUUCUAGAUGUCUUGAGAUGUAUCUUGGGGCAAUGAAGAGCACUCCAUCAAUGUGUUGGGAUUCCACUUACAGAAGCUUACUCAACUGCAGCCAGAGAUCCCUGAGAAGUCCAGGGCGGCUCCGUUCAUCAGCCCCUCAGCUGCCAGUGAGGAGAGCUUUGUCCUGCGGGAAGGGCUCUGAUCGCACAGCUGCUGCUGAGCCUCAGCGCAGACAGCCCUGCCAGGGCCUGAGGACGAGUAAAUGAACAUGAGCUCUGAGCUGCGCCAGCAUCCGUUCCUUCAGUCUCCUCCCAGCCAAGUGGAAAGUCAGGAGCCACCUCUAGGGAGAGGCACAAGUAGCCAUGGGCCCAGCAGUCCUUUGUCUUCUCUUGAGGAGACCAUUGGCUAGACUUGACUCUAGCUGGCAACUUCCGCCCCGGAAGGCUGUAGCUCCAGGGCACACCUGGGCUCCACUCCUUGACCUUGGAGCCAUCCCAGUUUGACAUCAAGACACAAUCAUUUUCUGUGCCCGUGAGUUAGGAUACCAAGAUGUCCUAAAGAGGAAGGCAGGCCCCGGGCGGGCCAGGCCCCAGGCGGGCCCUAGGAAGAAAAGCUAUGUACCCUGAUUCAAGGGACAGAUGCUCUGUGGCUUCUAGGGGAGAUUUGGGGGAAUAGGGUCACCUCGGGGGUGGACUCCAGGGACAGUGCAGACAAGGAGACUAACCUGUGUCCCACACGGGCCCUCCGGUCAGGAGGUGGCUCUCACUGUCAGCCUCCCCCUCCAGAACUUUGUGCCUGUGGAGUUGGGUGUUGGCUUUCUCCUGGUUCCCUCUCACGAAGACAAGUAGAUGCUCUCUCUGGACUCAAGUCUCCUGGGACUGAUGCUUUCAUGUGGCAGUUCCCAACCAACACCAGGGUGAGGCGUGGCCCUGCAGCCGGGUCUGCAGGCAUCUGGCUCUGGACCUGUAACAGGGGGCUCUUGGCCCCUGAGAACUGGUAGCACCCAGGUGGCCUGUCCACACCUCACCUCAGCCACAUCAACAAUUUGGCGGAACCUCAUCUUUUUUGUAUCUGGCUGGUGCAGAGACACCUGUGUGUCCUAAUGCCUUAUACGUACCCUGCCCUCCUGUGCUAAAUUGCAAUGAGUGAAUUCCUCUUUAAGGGCUGCAGCCAUAGCCUGUUGUGUUGUAGCAGAUGCUGUCCCGGACUGGUGUUUGUGUGUCACAAUUGUCAACUCUUCCUUCCAUGUAAAAUAUUCUUGGUGCUGUGACAGUGCUGUGCACGUUGGCCUAGACGUUGUUUGCUGUGCACUCAGUGGCUUCCUUCGUGUCUGACCCUCUGCUCCAUGGACGCCUGCACUGACCUCCACAUGGCCUUCCAGCUGCUGCCAUGGUUUUGUGAGCAGAAGCUGCUGCUACUGAUGUCUAUUUUCUCAUAAAAGCAAAUGUGUUUCCA